Molecule: messenger RNA, 694 nt
Organism: Glossina fuscipes
Lineage: Eukaryota; Metazoa; Arthropoda; Insecta; Diptera; Glossinidae
Product: cytochrome c
Exons: 2
Coding region: 120-446 (108 amino acids)
Biological process (GO): mitochondrial electron transport, cytochrome c to oxygen; mitochondrial electron transport, ubiquinol to cytochrome c
Cellular component (GO): mitochondrial intermembrane space
Molecular function (GO): electron transfer activity; heme binding
Source: RefSeq, a predicted model, not a curated record
UCUAACGUGCAAACUCAUUCACACUAUAAGUUACCUAAUAAAUUUGUUACGCAGCUCCAUACUGAGUUAGCGUCAUUUCUCAUCUGCAUAUAUAUCUUAGACGAAUACUAUAAAUAAAUAUGGGUGUACCAGCAGGUGAUGUUGAAAAAGGCAAAAAACUCUUUGUCCAGCGUUGUGCUCAGUGUCACACUGUAGAAGCUGGCGGCAAACAUAAGGUCGGACCCAAUUUACACGGCCUUUUUGGUCGUAAAACUGGUCAAGCACCCGGUUUCGCUUACACAGAUGCCAAUAAAGCUAAAGGUAUUACCUGGAAUGAAGAUACGCUCUUUGAGUACCUAGAAAAUCCCAAAAAAUAUAUCCCUGGCACAAAAAUGAUAUUCGCUGGCCUAAAGAAACCAAAUGAACGUGGCGAUCUUAUUGCCUAUUUGAAGUCAGCCACUAAGUAAGCGUCUGUGUCACAACAACGACAACAAAAAUAGCAAAAAUAAAUAAAAUAAUUAGAAAGAAACCUCACUGCAAAUACCUAUUACCACCACUAGAAACAAAAUAAUAAUAUUAAUAAUCAUCAUUGCUCUUACUUUUAAGUUCUUUAUAAAAUAUGUAAAAAAAAAAAAAACAAUUAAGCCACAAAAGUUAUUGCAUCACUAUAAAAAUUGUGGCUAUAAGGAGGUUUUCUUAAGCAAGUGCUGAAAAC